This is a messenger RNA of Rotaria sp. Silwood1, 783 nucleotides long. NCBI's taxonomy places the organism in Eukaryota, Metazoa, Rotifera, Eurotatoria, Philodinida, Philodinidae. The record is from the annotation of a GenBank genome assembly.
AUGUCAUUUUCUUAUCAAUUUGAUUAUCUUCCAUCAAAUAUAUUGACUUUAUCAGGUGAUGAUUUUUUUCAAUUCAUUAAAAGUACGUUAGGUGAACCUAAAGCCAAUUCAUUAUUUAAAAUUUCCGUGAAAACAACAUCUUCAUUUCUGCUCAUUGAAAACCCACUUGAUAUACUUAAUGAAGAUAUUGAAGAUGAAGAAUUAGAAAAACUAAAAGAACAAUUAUGUUUUAAAAUGAAAAAUGAUAAACUUUUGAUCCAACCCGAUAAAAAACAAUCAGAUGAUAAUGUAUCAUCAAUAUCUUCGGUUUUACCAAAACAAACAACAACAUCUCCAUCAUUAUCUAUUUCUAAACAUCAAGAAUAUGUUCUAAAAUUAAUUAAAAAGUGGUGUCUUGAAAAUAAAGAAAAUUUAGUAUCUACACAAGGAAUUAUUAGAUGUAAAUGUGGUAAAGUUAUUGCAUUGAGUAAAAAUAAUGGAAAAAUACAAGUAUUAAAUUAUUAUAAACACUUAGUCUCACUCGGAUGUAGUCAUAUGAAACAAAUUUUUAAAAAAGCAAAAGGAUUAGAAUUAACAAAACAACAGCAACAACAAUCGACAACAUCCGUUUCAAGUGCAUUUACGUCUCAUUUGGAAAACUCGUUGAUGCUGGUGUUAGAUGAUGAACAAAUGGUUACACAAAGACCAUCAAAUGAUUCUUUAGUACAGCCUAAAAAUUUUGCUAAACGCCGCAUUACAUCACAAUCGCAGCAACAUUCAUCGACUAAAAGAAUUCGUACAUGA